Messenger RNA from Culex quinquefasciatus (southern house mosquito), 705 nucleotides. RefSeq lists its product as uncharacterized. The record is from RefSeq and is a predicted model, not a curated record. The transcript is spliced from 3 exons. Bases 1 to 705 code for a protein of 234 amino acids. NCBI's taxonomy places the organism in Eukaryota, Metazoa, Arthropoda, Insecta, Diptera, Culicidae.
AUGGCCUUCCAGAAUGGAUCGUCCGAUGGAUUCAUUCAUACCUUGCCGAUCGCAAAGCCUUCGUCAAAUGUCCUCGAGUCGGACAAGCUGAUGUACGCAGACGACCUGAAAGUGUUCCGAUCAGUUAGCUCGCCUCUCGACAGCUGUGCACUCCAGCAAGACAUCGAUCGCCUGUUACGCUGGUGCACUGCCAACGGAAUGGAGGUCAACGUACAAAAAUGCAAAAUCAUAAGCUUCACGCGCAAACGAACACCUCUCUUGAGUAGCUACAGGAUGGGCCAAAACGAACUUGAACGGGUGAACACUAUCAAGGACCUGGGUGUGACGAUCGACAGCAAAGCGUGCUUCAACGAACAUAUUGCACUGACAACAGCGAAAGCUUUUGCCACCCUCGGAUUUCUUCGUCGAAAUGCAGCUGACUUUGUGGAUCUGUUCGCGCUUAAAACAAUCUAUUGUUCGCUAGUUCGGAGUCAACUAGAGUACGCCGUCCAAGUAUGGGCACCUUACUACGCCGUGCAAGCUGAAAGGAUCGAACGGAUUCAGCGAGCUUUCACCAGAUUUGCUGUGCGACGCCUGCCAUGGGUGCGGCCUCAAGGACUCUCCUCGUACGAUGACAACUGUGAGCGGCUUAAACUCCUGCGCUGGCAUCACGACGAGUUCUACUACAGCGAAUUUAUACUGCAACUGCUGCAGCUGCCAAAGUGA